Messenger RNA from Linum trigynum, 2297 nucleotides. The record is from the annotation of a GenBank genome assembly. Lineage: Eukaryota; Viridiplantae; Streptophyta; Magnoliopsida; Malpighiales; Linaceae.
CUUUGCCAUGCCUUCAUUCAGCAUGGGUACGAAUUCAAUGCAGCCAAAUCUCGGAGUUUGGCCUAAUUAGGUUCCUCAAAGAGACCUCUAAUACAAAGGAAAUGUGCUUGUCAUGGGAUAUUCUGAUGCUUAUAUCAGAUGCCGAUGAUGCUGGUCGACUGCCUGACUUUCCAAAGUUGACACAUUUGACAAUCAAAAUCGCUGGAAGCAGCUGCGUUCUGCACUCGCUGCUCAACAUGGCGUCCAAAUUACAAUCUCUUGUCAUUGACUUGGAGUGUGGCAGGGAAGUGAUGAAUUGGGACGAGUCAAGAGAACCUGCUGUUGCUCCUGAAUCUUUGUUCUCAAGCCCCGAGGAAGUUAAGAUAAAAAAUCUUAAGGCAGAUGAAGAUGAGAUGAAAAUGGUAGCAUAUUUGCUCAAGGCUGGAGCUGUACUGAAGAAGGUGAAUAUGCACGUGUCUGAUUAUUAUGAAGAAAGUUACCGCGAACGUGCCUCACUGCUAAACCUACCUAGAGUCUCGAGAGCUUGUGAAGCUCAUAUAUUUUCCCCCCAAAAGCAAUGGUCAUGCCGAUACUGCCCGCCGCGAAGACCGGUAACAGGAGGGAGGCUGUGAAGAUUGUGUUUGGGUGUUUAGGUGGAAUCCUUUUCAGGAAACGGAUUCAAAUUUGUUUGGUAAUUUUGGAUCCCUCUUUGGAGCGAGUAACUGUUUAAUUAGAAGCUGAUGAUUUUGAGAAACUCUGCAUCAUAGGUUUGGAUGGAUUACAAUAUUUUGUUUCUCAAGAACCGAAUUAUUUAUUGGUUUUGGGGAACACUGUGUAUAAAUCCUCUUGGUUCGGUUGCAAAGCAUGCUUGCUUCUUUUCUGUAAGAUGACUACAGAGUAUGGAAAUGUUGGAGAGUUGUGGAGGACUAGUCGUCCCUCCGAUUUCUAUUAAAAUGUCUUUACUGCAUAUUUCUAUUGGUUUCUUCUUUUGAGUGUUGAUUCAUCACUCCUCUACACGAUCAUCGGCGUGGGGUAUUUCAUGGGCUGAUCCAUGGGGACAUGUUGUGGUGAAAAUGGUUAGAGAAUUGGCCUGCCAAUGCCAUCUUUGCUCUGCAACUGGUAAGUGAUUUGGGAGGCAUCUCUCGACAUGGAGAUGGAAUAGAAGUCGUAUAUCAAGACUUGUGCUGCCAUUGAUCAACAGCUGAAGCAGCAUCAUCCGAAGAUUGACACUCUCUGCAGCUCACCAUGUCAAACAGGUAAAUGGUGUUUGAAGCACUUAUAAUUGGGUUUUGGCAGAGUGGUACAUGAGUCAAAUGUAUGUGAAUUGAUUUUCUACAUGUAAUACGACUCAAGAAUAGAAAGUAUUGACCAAUAGAUUGGUAUAGUAUAACAUGAACUCAUUCUUGAUAUGAUCAAAAGGGUCCAGAGUCUUAGCACAAGAUAUGGUCGGUGUCCGUGGAGGAACACCUCGUGGAUGAACUUGUUACUUGAUCGGUGUUUUGAGAUCAUCGAUACAAUAUCCAAUCUUGCAAUGGAAGUCUUGAGUCUUUGAAAUAAACGAAUAUAUCAACACUACUAACGUAUUGCCCUUUCUUUAAGGACUGCAGGGUAACCAUUUUGGUGUUUCAACAGCAGUGUUAGCAACAACUUCGGGAGGUGGCAUUCUGUCAGCCCAACUAAUAUUCUCUCUCCCUAAGUUCUUCAGGUUAAUGUGUUUACUGUUUUCCCCCCUUAUCAGAUUCUCCUUAGUUUGAAGAAGUCUUAUGCUGGUUGCAGGAAGAUCCAGGAUUCUAUGGAGUAUGGAAACUAAGCGGGAAGAUGUCAGGGCUAGCUUUAUCUCGAGCAUUCGGGACUACUCUGUCGAGGAAUUCGGGCUUAGACGUCAGUGCUAGCUUUAUCUCAAGCAUUCGGGGACUACUGUGUCGAUCGAGGAAUUUGCGGUCAUAUCAAUUUCAGGAAGUGUCUCAACUGAGCGCGUCGAGAAGACACGAGUUUGUGAUUCUGGCAGCCCAUGGGGUUUGGGAUGUGGUAUCGUAUGGAACAAGGAAGCCACGAGAAUCGCAACAUCGACAUGCCAGACUUAUCUUAACUUCAAAAGAACCGUAUGGCUAAUCUAUGGCGACUGUAAGCCCUUUGGAUUAUGGUUCACGUCCAUUGUACUACACAUUUGUAAUUUUGGGUUGAUGUGCUUUGUCCCUUAGUUGUUAUUAGUUUACUGUUGUUGUUACAAUACCCUCCUGGUGCUUAAGUUGAACCAUUAUGGACACUACCUGAGAACCUGUUCAAUUACAAUAGCAGAAUAGAAAGGUGCAGCGAAA